ACUAAGAGUAAUAUGUUCCUACAUUUAAUUAUAUUUGUUUAUAAUAAUCAUUACAAAAAAGCCUCAACAUGGAUGCCCCCACAGAAGUCAAUUUGCAAGGGAAAUCAUUUACAACGUAUGAAGGAUAAUUCAGAUACACAUUACCAAGUCUGAGCUGCGACAAUGGAAUCUCAAUCACAAAACGAAGUGAAUGAGCAAUUGGACACGGUCUCAGUUUCUACUAUGUGGUUUCUGCAGCUGUGGUAUUCGGACGAUAUACAGAUACGAAUUUGCCGCUACCUCAUUUACAGCAUAAUUGUCUUGCUUGCUCUCAUACAUGUAGCCUGGCGAUGGUAUGGACCAGAAAUAUCAAACAUGUACACGAAACAGGGUUUUUCAAGUCCAGCCAGUCCAGAGAAAGAUCGUUCAAGUACAAGGUGUGAAGAUGUACAGAGUGAUGCUUCAUCUGACAAAAAAACUGAUUGAAAUUAAUAAACCACCUAUGUACAUAUUUCAGUGCAAUGUUGAGUUAUUUAUAACAAUGGGAAUUUAGAAAUAUUGUAUGGCAAAUUUAUAUUGGAAAGUACUCUAGACAUAGUACAAUGAAACGCAAGUACAGUAAUGAGGCAACAGAGUUUCCAUUCUGCAAUAUAUGUGCCAAUUAUUUAUGGUUGGGGACAUCAAUAUUAUUGUACAAUGUUGCUGAAAGUGCCAAAAUCAAAAUCAAGUAAAUACUGUUUGGUUGGCAUGGGUAAAUAGAGAACUUUGACUUUGUGGUGUUGGGCUGUUUUAAUUUUAGUAAUGUAUAAGAAUACAACAUUGAGAUGGUAGUAUCAAGCACUGAAACAUUUUGGGACAUUACUGAUCAUCUUGUCACCUUGCAGGUACGGAAUUGUUAAUCGUUUAUGAGAUAAACCAAUGUAAAGUUCUGCCUGUUAGGACAUUUCAAAACAAAGAUACAUGUCAAUCACUGAUCUCUACUAUAAUUGCUCAUGGACUGGUUUCAGUAAAGCCAUGAUGCCGUGUCUGGGAACCUAAAACGUCACAGAUACGUCAUCACAGCGUGAAACUUUUGAACCGGUGUGGCAUUCACCAACAACGCGACGUCAUCGCGCUUUUGUUAAACUGCAUAAACAGGUGCGUUGAGUGGUUAAAUCAUUCGAAAACAUUUUAUGUUAAAUUUAAAUUUAUUAUAAAAAAUUAUUUCAAGAAUCAUCAUUUUAAACAAAUGCCAAACCAAAUUUUUUCUAAACUUACAGUAUACGUCACUUGGGCUCCCCAACAUGGCGCCAGUCGCUUCAUUUUUUUUUCUGUACAAUGACUGGCUGAUGAGCAAUCCAGCGAUUAUAAUAGAGAUCAGUGAUUUCAAUUUACUUUAUGUAUGUACAUAAGUUUACCUUGAUUUGUACUAAUAGCACACAAACAUAUUGAAUUGCUUAAAUACUACUACAGUACAUCAAUCAAUCAAUUGGAACACUUAUUGUUUUCAUUUACUAUUCUUCAAACUUGUCUCGUUAUUUGUUAUAUUUGUUUUAUUAUUAUUGAGAAGUAAAUGUUCUUUUUAACUUGAAAGCUAAUGGGGAAUAAGAUAAUAUUCCAUUUUAUUUGGAAUGAUGAAAUUUAUUAAAAAUUUAUUUAAAAAUUUUUAAA
Molecule: messenger RNA, 1629 nt
Organism: Anneissia japonica
Lineage: Eukaryota; Metazoa; Echinodermata; Crinoidea; Comatulida; Comatulidae
Product: T-cell leukemia translocation-altered gene protein homolog
Exons: 4
Coding region: 163-465 (100 amino acids)
Source: RefSeq, a predicted model, not a curated record